Hippopotamus amphibius kiboko is the source of this 1492-nucleotide messenger RNA. It is a transcript of the gene APOO, whose product is annotated as apolipoprotein O. The coding region runs from base 188 to 955 and encodes 255 amino acids. The transcript is spliced from 9 exons. The record is from RefSeq and is a predicted model, not a curated record. NCBI's taxonomy places the organism in Eukaryota, Metazoa, Chordata, Mammalia, Artiodactyla, Hippopotamidae. Gene Ontology annotation, biological process: cristae formation. Gene Ontology annotation, cellular component: MICOS complex.
GACGCUGCUUCCAGCCCAGGCUUCCCAGCUGAGCCUUGGCCGGAUUGAAUUGGUUGUACCGCCGUCAUCCGCACCGCGGCAUUUGCGAUCGGAAGAAUCGGGCCCUAGCCGGCCGCCGUAGCCACCUCUCUGUAGUGGGCGGGGCCAAGGCUGGGGUGACCCCGCCGGAGCCGCCGCUGCCAGCGACAUGUUCAAGGUAAUUCAGAGGUCCGUGGGGCCGGUCAGCCUGAGUCUGCUCACCUUCAAAGUCUAUGCAUCAUCAAAAAAGGACUCACCUCACAAAGCUGCUGUGAAGGUUAAUGAGCUUUCACUCUACUCCGUUCCUGAGGGUCAGUCUAAAUAUGUGGAAGAGCCAAGGACCCAACUUGAAGAAAGCAUCUCCCAUCUCCGACAUUAUUGUGAACCAUAUACAAGUUGGUGUCAGGGGCAGUCGGUUCUGAUAUCUUCUGAUACCCACAUAUCUCUUUUCCCAUCUAUACACUUCUUAAAGGAAAUGUACUCCCAAACUAAGCCCAAGAUGCAAAGUUUCGUUCAACGGGGGUUAGACAACUAUGAAUAUCUCCAAAAUGCACCUCCUGGAUUUUUUCCAAGACUUGGUGUUAUUGGUUUUGCUGGAGUUGUUGGACUCCUUUUGGCUAGAGGUUCAAAAAUAAAGAAGCUGUUGUAUCCACCUGGUUUCAUGGGAUUAGCUGCCUCACUUUAUUAUCCACAACAAGCCAUCGUGUUUGUCCAGGUCAGUGGGGAGAAAUUAUAUGACUGGGGUUUACGAGGAUACAUAGUCGUAGAAGAUUUGUGGAAGGAGAACUCUCAAAAGAUGAAGAAGAGCCAAGAUCGAAUUCAGUUUCCUUUGAUUCCAAGUGGAGUGUUCUUUCCACCAGACCGAAACUGCCUCUGGACGGACCAUGUUGCUCUGCAAACAAGGAUCAUUGUCAUUGUGGAUCUAGCUAUUUUGUAACCACUUUUGUUGUUUUCAUUAUUGAUUCAGUAGAUGGAAGAAAGCAGGAUAAGUUCCAAGGUGGUAGAAGACAGCCCUGGGCCACAGCUGGUGGAAGGCUCCCUGAGCUAAGCUGGAGGUGAAUGCCACCAGUCUGCUGUGCCCGUUUCAUUGUCAAAACAGAGCUGUGAACACUGCUUGCUCCCAGUAAAUAUUGCUUCCCUGGAAAGCUCAGAAGCUCAUAAUUACAUAACCAUUGCUGUCAGGUCUGGGGUAGGAAAUGUACAAGAUGAACCUGGGACAUCUUAAAAGCGAGGAAGCUAACAAAGAAAGGCUUCUGGGGUCAUGUCCAAAGGAUUCUGACCCCAACUUGAAGAAGCUCUCACUGGACAAUUAGAGCAAUCAGAGCUUCAAUCAGAAAAAUAAUGGCAAUGAAUUAAGACACAGGAAAUGUUUAAAGUCCAAGAGUUAAUAAAGAUACUUGGAGGGGGGAACCUAAUUAGAAGAUGCUGGGGAAGCCAGUUCAUUCUUUUGAAACCUAGUACAUAAAAAGAAUCA